UGUUCCGAAAUACAACAUGUCUGCUCCCAUGGAUCACUCACGAUUUUUAUUUUUGUGCAUUUAUUUUUCAUUUUGAUCAGUUACAUAUUUAUUUAAACCUUUUAAAGUCUGCUAUUUGAGGGAACACAAUGGGAAUCUUAGAAAAAAUUGGGGAGAUUGAGCGGGAAAUAGGUCGAACUCAGAAGAAUAAAGCAACUGAGUACCAUUUAGGGUUGUUGAAGGCAAAAUUGGCAAAGUACAGACAGCAAUUGCUAGAACCUACAGGCAAAGCUGGAGCUAAGGGUGAAGGUUUCGAUGUUAUGAAAUCAGGAGAUGCACGAGUAGCACUCAUUGGUUUCCCUUCUGUUGGAAAGUCUACUCUGUUGAACACUCUAACAACAACACACAGUGAGUCAGCUGGUUAUGAGUUUACCACAUUGACGUGUAUUCCUGGUGUAAUUGAGUAUAAUGGUGCAAAUAUACAGCUACUUGAUUUACCUGGUAUCAUUGAGGGUGCUGCUCAAGGUAAAGGUAGAGGUAGACAGGUUAUAGCAGUGGCCAGAACAGCUGAUGUUGUUAUCAUGAUGUUAGAUGCCACCAAAGGAGAAAAACAAAAGGAACUUUUGACAAUGGAGUUGGAAAGUGUAGGAAUCAGAUUAAACAGAAGAAAACCAAACAUAUAUUUCAAGCCGAAAAAAGGAGGAGGAAUAUCAUUUAAUUCAACAUUAACGCUGACAAAAUGUAACGAAAAAUUAUGUCAGAUGAUUUUACACGAAUGGAAAAUUUUUAAUGCUGAAAUAUUAUUUAGAGACGACUGCACAUCAGAUGAAUUUGUAGAUGUUAUAUUGGGAAGUCGUGUAUAUAUGCCUUGUAUUUAUGUGUAUAAUAAAAUAGAUCAGAUUUCUAUUGAGGAAGUUGACAGAUUAGCAAGAAAACCACAUUCAGUAGUUGUAAGUUGCAAUAUGAAUCUGAAUCUUGAUUAUUUAUUGUCAACGACAUGGGAAUAUUUGGCCUUAGUGAGGGUCUAUACAAAGAAGAGAGGAGCAAGACCAGAUUUUGAUGAUGGACUGAUUUUAAGAACAGGGUGUACAUUAGAACAUGUAUGCCAUAAAAUCCAUAGAACCAUGGUCAGCACAUUCAAGUAUGGUCUAGUUUGGGGUCGGAGUGCUAAGUAUAGUCCACAGAGAGUAGGAAUACAUCAUAAAAUGUGCCAUGAUGAUGUAGUACAGAUAAUAAAUAAAUUUUUUUUUUUGGCAAGAUUGAAGAUGACAGAUUUUGACCCGGUCUCUAUUUUGCUUGUGACUUCGGGUACAAGAGGUGAAAGAUUGCUAUUUCAGUAUCCAAAUUUUGAAACAGCAAGAACCCACCAAGAUAUUGCUAAAUCUAAAAGAAGAAAUGUUUAUAGUGUGCGGAUUGCAGAAGAUGUUGUCACAGUAUCAAGUCCAGUAAGCAGCAACACAGGAACCUUAUCUGGAUUUUCAAAGGCAAUAUUAGCCAACCUUCUGUCAGUCAAGCCAGCCUUAUGUGGUCAGCCAUUUGAUCUGAAGGUAGAUGAUUUAAGGUUUAUAGGAUUUCCAAUGCUGUUGGAUCAAUCUACAAAACAACAGACAUCUGGCAAAAUAUCCCACCAAAUUGGCUCUUUUAAUAUUGUCUUUGUUUUAAAGGCCUCAGUAGAUCAAUCAGUAAUCAACUGUUAUUUUGAUCUGGUUAAACAACUGACAGGGGCUAUCAAAUACGAGGAGUCUCGGCGGCAGUAUCUAUCAGCAGAGGCUAAAAUCAUGAUAUCAAUACACGAUGAUAUUGCUUCUCUUCCAGAAGAUCAGAUGCAUUUUCCAUAUGAUUUAAUACAGACGAAAAGUUCUUUAGCAAGAGACUUAAGAACAGCAUAUGAAAGUGUGAAAGACAAAGGAGUUGUUCAUUUAUAUAUUAACAAGUGGAUAGAAGUGACAUUUUGUCUGCCACACAAAGUACAUUCUAAAUCUUCUGCUGCCUUAUCUGUUAAAGUAAAUCCUGAAGUUAUCCAGAGAUGUAUAGAAGCUUUAAGACCUUACCAUGGAGUGUUAUUACUUGUGGAUGGACAGAAUCUUUUGGAUACUUUGUCAACAGAUUGUACACCAGCUCUGAACAGACUUAUCAAUGUCAUUAUACAGCAGCCAGUCAGAAGUUUACAGAUUAUAGCAUUGGAGGCUGAUCUGAGUUUGUCACAGGUAUUCCAGCUGGUCAGUCAUCUUGUAUACUGGGGUAAAGCUACUAUUGUGUAUCCGUUAUGUGAAAGCAAUGUGUAUUUACUGUCUCCAAGUUCUAAUAUCAAAAUGAAUUCUAAGAUUGCAGAAGAAUUUGUACAGCUCUUUCCUGGAAGAUCUUUAGCAGUCGAGCUGUCAGAAUUUUCUUAUCCUACAAAGUUAUGGGAUACACAGGACAUGCUGAAUAAACAACAAAAGCAACAGGAAGAGAAAGUUAGUAUGGUUGUAUGGUUAUUACAGCAUGGGUUGAUACACCAACUACAUACCUAUGUGUUUCUAAUGCCACCACUUAAAUCCAGGCUUUGUGUGGAGGACAGAACAUCUAGUUUCUCUGAUGUAACUUCAGUAAACAGUGAUGAAAGUCAGAUCCACUACCAGUCUCCGUCUUCAGAACUGGCAAGUGAUGGGUCUUUUAUAUCUGAAGAGAUAAAAGGUUUUAUGCCCAUGGAAGACACCAUGUCUAAAUUGACCAGAGAGGAGCAAGACUACAUGCUCAACUUAUCAGCUGCAAAAAAUACAGAUGAUUUAAGAUUAUUUCUAAGGCUCUGUCCUUAUUUUAAUGGUCUGCACCAUUUUGAAGAGAUUAUGUUUUAUGAAGACCUUACACGAUCUCAGCUUCUGACUUUACUAGACAAGUUUCAGGAUGUUCUAAUCACAUGUCAGUAUCCUGACCAAGCUACAAUAUUUAAUUCAUCCUGAGUGUAAAUCUUUAAAUAGACAAGAAUCUCAAAGAAACUAAAGGAUUGUGCAAUACUUGUAAUUUACUGCUUAUGUAAUCAUUUAUGAAAUUAUCAUUAUCAAUUAGAAGUUGAUACCGAUUUAAUCAGUGAAAUUAUUGGAUAAUUUUUAGUAUGUUUUACAUACAACAUGUAUAUGAAGAUAUUAAACAACUGGUUUGAUUUGAAAAUGCCCCUUAAAACAGAACUGGGUACCAGGAAUUAAAAUGCGUAACCUGCUGAAGCAAAUUAUUUCAUCAGUGAUUUUUAUCUAAUCUUUCAUGAAACAAGUGAAUUGAAAUUGAUAACCAUAUAUAUGAUUAGAGAAGCUUUUUAUCCCGAAGUGCAAUUAAUUCAGAUGAAUUGAAAACCAGCAAGACUACAAGACAUCAUGAGGUGAUUUGAUUUACUGGAAAUUAUCAACUAUACAAUUAGGAUCAAAAAGAGAAGAAGCAGUCCAUCUAUGUAUGGCAGAAGACAAACAAGAAGAACCAUUCAUAUAAUCAUGUGACAAUAAAGACAUUACCAAUUCAAGAAGAUAUGUCCAACUAGUGUUUUCAACGAUAACACAGUUUUGAUAAUUAGUUUAUGUCUGAAGUUGACUUUAUCAUAGUUCAAAAUGUCUGCUAUUCAUAUUGUCUGUAGGUAUUAAUGUUUUGUAAGCUUAUACAUUUAUAAUCAAUAAGGAUACCUCAGAAGUAAAUAAUAAUUAAUCUUCAUGUUUAUGACAAAACAAGACAUUAUAGACUACUACAAUUUGUUUUUGUUAGAUAUGAUAUUUUGAAAUGAACUGUUACAUGAAUAUAUUUCAAAAUGAACUAGUCCAACAACCAUAACUCUGUACAAAAUCAUAAGACCUGAACAAAUUCAAACUUGAUCUGUAACUUGUCAAUCUAUAUACCAAUUAUUUAUUAAAUAAAUAUCUUCAAGCUGUUUGAUGAAUUCUUACAGAUUUUAGCAGUAUUCUCUCCAGAUAUCUCACUCAUCCUGGUAAGCAAGGAAAUUUAAAAAAACAACAUUUUUUUCUCUAAAACUUAUAGCAUCACAUUAACAACACAAUCUAUAAGAAAAAAAUAAGAUAGUGUUACAUUAAAAAAUAUAGCAUCACAUAACAAUGAUACUAAAAGGCCCUGGGAAGAACACUGAUUGUAGAUUAUGUUCCUAAUAAAAGGCAUGAUAGAGGUGUUGUAUCUUUAUGUAGUUGCUAUCUGUGUAUUUAAAAGUAUAAGUUCAUAGAGUUGUUGCAUGGGAUACAUGUAAACCAUAAUAUCCAUAAAUUAGUUGUGAAACAAGUAUUCAAUUAAAGAAUGACAUUUUUCUUUUUAUCAUUUUUCAUUGGUUGAACAUCAUGUUAUGAGAGAAUACAGGCAGUUCUUAUAGUAUACAUUGUUAUAAACAUACAUGUAAUUUUAUGAAAAAUAUUUAUAACAAAAAUUACCGUAAUAAUUGUCCUAAUAAUACGUGAAUCCAUGAAAUUGCAUUGUACCACCGUGUAUCAUCAGUACAGCAAAUAUAUGUACUAACAAAGCUGACGUGAUCAAUUUUUACCUUCCAGGGUA
Messenger RNA from Mytilus trossulus (common blue mussel), 4497 nucleotides. RefSeq names its product GATOR1 complex protein NPRL3-like. NCBI's taxonomy places the organism in Eukaryota, Metazoa, Mollusca, Bivalvia, Mytilida, Mytilidae. Gene Ontology annotation, biological process: cytoplasmic translation; negative regulation of TOR signaling. The transcript has 29 exons. Gene Ontology annotation, molecular function: GTPase activity; GTP binding. The record is from RefSeq and is a predicted model, not a curated record. The coding region runs from base 129 to 2921 and encodes 930 amino acids. Gene Ontology annotation, cellular component: cytoplasm.